AUGAAUUCUUUCACAUGUAACCUUGGGCUCUCAGUGGAUAAGGAAUCACCGCCAAGUAAUUCGACACUGGAUUAUUCGUCAACAGAAAGUUUGAUCAGUUCUAGCGAUUUGGAUAGUGAAUCUAAUGAAUCCACAGAAGGUACCAUCACAGAAAUAUCACCAAAACCUCGUGAAUUCAUGUAUGAAUCGGAUUCAUCAAUUGGGACAACACAAUCUCCCGGACAUAUGUACGAAUCGGAUACAUCAACUGAUACGGAGCAAGACAUGCUGCAAAGUUCCGCAUAUGACGUAAUGGAUGAUUCCGAAGAGAGUGAAUACGAUGAAUUAUUAUCAUCUCAACACGACGAAGUAAAUUCAACUUUACAUAUUGUAGGAGAAUCCUUUAGUCCGAAUACCAAGAUUGAUUAUCAUACUAGUAACAAAACGGUCGAAAAAAGCGCGAAUACAGUUAUUGUUUCCGAUAAAUCCUUGAUGAGAAAGUCACUAUUAGACAUUGCAUCAUUAUGCUCUCCCACAACAAAUAGAACAGGCGGUCAACCAGAACAAUCUUCUCAUGAUGAUGAGGAUGGGGAUAAUUCAAAUCGCAAGCGUAAAUAUGAAAGUGUUCAAAAAGAUCAAUUACAUGUUUGCUCUGAACCAUCUUGUAAAAGAAGAUUCACACAAACGGGUGAUUUAAAGAGACAUGAACGUAUUCAUACUGGCGUAAAACCAUUUUCUUGUGAAGAGUGUGGACGAGGAUUUUCUCGGGUAGAUACUUUGAAGGAACAUAAACGUACUCACACCGGUGAAAAGCCUUACACGUGCAAUUAUUGCCAUAAAAGUUUUAGUAAAUCUGGUAACUUGCGACAACAUCAACGUACUCACACAGGAGAACGUCGUUACAUUUGUCAGGAACACGGAUGUAAUAAAAAAUUUAUGUAUUCAGGAGAUUUGAAAAGACACAACCGUUCCCAUACGGGAGACAACCCUUACGAAUGUAAAUAUCAAGAUUGCAACAAAAAAUUUGCAAGGAUGGAUACUUUAAAAACACAUCAACGAGUUCAUAUCGCAAAAGAAAAAUUGGCUUCUGAAGUCGCAAAAAAGGAACAAGAAUUAAAAAUGCAUCAAUUUAUAAAUACGGAAAAUCGACCAUUUGCAUGUGCAGAGGAAGGUUGUGAUAAAAGAUUCAUGCGUUCCGGAGAUUUAAAAAGACAUCAACGUGGGCAUACUGGUGAAAGACCUUAUCAAUGUGAUCACCCAGGAUGCGCUAUGAGAUUUGGACGGAUGGAUACGUUAAAGUCACAUAAACGUACUCAUAUUAGUAAGGAAGCUGUUUGUAAUGAACCUGGAUGUAAUAAGAAAUUCACAAAGAAAAGCAACCUUCGCUCCCACCAACUAAUUCACGUUGGAGAAAAACGCUUUAUCUGUAAAGAAGCGGGUUGUGGUAAGAAAUUUAUGCGUUCUGGUGAUUUAAAGAGACACGUUCGUGGACAUACUGGUGAGAAACCUUACGUUUGUGAAGAAUCUGGGUGUAACAAAAAGUUUAGUCGUUUGGACACUUUAAGAACACAUCAACGUACUCAUAUUGUGCCUAAAGAAAUGUUUCAUUAA
Funneliformis mosseae is the source of this 1590-nucleotide messenger RNA. The record is from the annotation of a GenBank genome assembly. NCBI's taxonomy places the organism in Eukaryota, Fungi, Glomeromycota, Glomeromycetes, Glomerales, Glomeraceae.